AACAGACACGCAGGACAGUCGUCUGGUAGAUCCAAGAUAUUUCUUCCAACAACAUGGACGAGUCAAACAAGAGAAUUGUCAUCUUAGGAAAACCUGGAAUUGGGAAAAGCAGCCUGGCUAACACCAUAUUUGGAGAGAAACGGUUCAGGACCUACAGCGCUCUUGACUCUGAAACAAAUAAAUGUCAAAGAGAAACCAAAUCUGUCAACGGAAGAAGAAUCACUCUGAUCGACACUCCUGGUUACUUUGACACAGACAGACCUGAGGAGGAGCUGAAGGCUGAGAUAGUGAGGUGUAUCACAGAGUGCUCUCCUGGGCCUCAUGCUUUUCUCAUUGUGCUUAAAGUGGAGAAAUUCACAGAGCAAGAACAGGAUGUCAUCACAAAAAUAAAGCAACUCUUUUCUGAAGAAGUCUACAAAUAUGCAACAGUUCUCUUCACUCAUGGUGACCAGCUCAGUGAUGGACAGACAAUUAUGGAGUUUGUCCACCAGAAUCAGCUUUUGAGUGAUGUGGUGAAGAAGUGUGGAGGCCGCUGCCACGUAGUCGAUAAUAAAUACUGGAAGAACGACCAGCAGGAUGAAUACAGAAGCAACAAGUUCCAGAUGGAGGAGCUCCUCAAGACAAUAGAUGAGAUAACUGAGGCAAACAGAGGAGGCUGCUACACCAAUGAGAUGCUACAAGCAGCAGAGGAAAUGAUCCAACAAGAGGAGGAGCGCAUUAGAAAAAAGUCAUCACCAAACAUGUCAGAGGAAGAGAUCAGAGAGCAGGCUAAAGUCAGCACAUUCAAGAAGCUUUGGAUCAAACUGGCAGGUAUUGCAACAGGUGCAUUAUUAGGAGCUUUACUUGGUAUGGGAGUUGCUGUUGUGGUCAUGGUUUUAAGGCGUGGAGCAGUACCAACACUAAAAGCAGCAGCAGCAGGAGGAGCAGCAGUGGGAGCGGUGAUGGGAAGUGUUACAGGAUAUCAAGCAGCUGAGAAUGCUGAUAUUAAUGAUGGACUUUAUUUUCUUUCAGUGUCUGACACAAAGAGGAUUGUCAUCUUGGGAAAAACUGGAGCUGGGAAAAGCAGCGUGGCUAACACCAUAUUUGGAGAAGAACUGUUCAAGAUCGGCGACAGUGCCAAAUCUGAAACAAGAGAAUGUCAAGCAGGAAACAAAUCUGUCAAUGGAAGAAGAAUCACUUUGAUUGACACUCCUGGUUUCUUUGACACAGACAGACCUGAGGAGGAGCUGAAGGCUGAGAUAGUGAAGUGUAUCACAGAGUGCUCUCCUGGGCCUCAUGCUUUUCUCAUUGUGCUUAAAGUGGAGAGAUUCACAAAGCAAGAACAGGCUGUUAUCGACAAAAUAAAGGCAUACUUUUCAGAAGAAGUCUUCAAAUACGCAACACUUCUCUUCACUCAUGGUGACGAGCUCCGUGAAGGACAGAAAAUUAUGGAGUUUGUCCGAGAGAAUAACUCAUUGAGUGAUCUUGUUGAGAAGUGUGGAGGACGCUGUCAUGUCAUUGAUAAUAAAUACUGGAAGAACGACCAGCAGGAUGAAUACAGAAGCAACAAGUUCCAGGUGGAGGAGCUCCUCAAGACAAUAGACGAGAUAACUGAGGCAAACAGAGGAGGCUACUACACCAAUGAGAUGCUACAAGCAGCAGAGGAAAUGAUCCAACAAGAGGAGGAGUGCAUUAGAAAGUCAUCACCAAAAAUGUCAAAGGAAGAGAUCAGAAAGAAGGCUAAAGUACGCACAGCCAAGACGAUUUUGAUCAGACUGGCAGGUUUUGCAACAGGUGCAGUGCUAGGAGCUUUGUUUGGUUUGUUAGGAAAUGGAUGUAAAGGAGCAGGAGCAGUAGCAGCAGCUAUAAUAGGAGCGGUAUCAGGAGGUAUUUCAGGAUAUUUUGCAACUGAGGGAGCAGGCACACCACUGGAAGCAGCAGAGAAUGCAGCAAAGGCUGCAAAGUACAAAUCUCCAUCUACCAGAGGUGAAGAAAAGUAUGCCUUGGACAGAUUAAAUAGAUUUAAGCCAAAACAGAGUUAA
Molecule: messenger RNA, 2021 nt
Organism: Centropristis striata (black sea bass)
Lineage: Eukaryota; Metazoa; Chordata; Actinopteri; Perciformes; Serranidae
Exons: 4
Coding region: 54-2021 (655 amino acids)
Molecular function (GO): GTP binding
Source: RefSeq, a predicted model, not a curated record